GGAAGACCGUGGUCGCCACCUGGAGCUUCGGCCGACGACUGCGCUGCCGUUCCUCCUCCGCCCGACGGCCUCGAGCUCCGCCUCCGACGACUGUCCUGAGUUUUUAGGAGCUUGCCCCGCUGGAUUCCAUAAACCAACUUCUGUAUAAGCUUAAGGCCAAAAUAAGUGGCCCUAGUACCUCCACAGAGGAUACUCUGCAGCAAACCGACGACGCCGCGUCAUCUUCGGCUCUACCAUACAGGAUCACCUGCUGCCCGUAACUGGAUUCCUUCUUCUCACCGCGUAGUGUGUGGCGCCAAGGAGGUGUCAGCGGGAUGAAGGCCGGGAGGAAGAACCUGCAGAGAGCGUGCCAGGAUGGCUCUGCCAUCACGGUCGCGGAGGGCGACAGCAUCAUGCAGGUUGUCACACUGCGUGGCUCCAACCUCAUCGAGGUCAUGGAUGGCAAGGGCGUCAAAUCUCUGGCCUUGUUCCCGGCUAAGUUCCAGAAGAGCUUUUGGAUCAAGAACGGGAGUUUUGUGGUUGUGGAUGCUAGUGGGAGGGAGGAGGCUCUUGAAUCAGGGAGCAAGAUAGGGUGUGUCGUGUCGCAAGUCCUCUUUCAUGAUCAAGUUCGCGCACUUGAGAAAUCCGGCGAAUGGCCAGCUAUCUUCAAGUCAACUCCCAAUGGCUGGGCGACAGGGACAGCAUCUCAGGUUGAGGAAGAGCCAGGUUCCGACGAAGAUGAUGAUCUGCCACCACUUGAGGCGAACAUGAACAGAUAUAGUCCGUUUGAUGUGCUUUCUGGUUCAGAAAGUGGUUCCGGUUCUUAACCGGUAGGCAUAGGACUAUGCCAGGCUUCCAACCCUCUCUGUUCUUCAGCUUGAUGUACUUUCUGGUUCAGAAUGUGGUUUCAGUUCCUAGACCGGUAGGCAUAGGAUGGUGUGAUUACUCGGACAGCUCAGUUGUAUAGCUGAUGUAUCGAUACUGAAGUUGGGGCACAACAUGAAUAAUAUCGCUUGCAUUCU
Lolium rigidum is the source of this 1001-nucleotide messenger RNA. RefSeq names its product probable RNA-binding protein EIF1AD. The record is from RefSeq and is a predicted model, not a curated record. Bases 315 to 806 code for a protein of 163 amino acids. The transcript has 5 exons. Gene Ontology annotation, molecular function: translation initiation factor activity; RNA binding. Gene Ontology annotation, cellular component: nucleus. NCBI's taxonomy places the organism in Eukaryota, Viridiplantae, Streptophyta, Magnoliopsida, Poales, Poaceae. Gene Ontology annotation, biological process: translational initiation.